AUGGUCACCUGGAUGAAAGAACAGGGCGACAUCGAUGUCCAUUUCGGGUUCGAUGCGAACAUGGGAUACUUUCUCAUUGUCUACGAUAUGCGUCUCGCGGCCUAUAUUCCCGACGGGACUGAAUUCGACGACGUCCGUUAUGCCGUAUCUGCAGACGGUACUGGGGCCUAUUUCACGGCUUAUACUGGGACUCACAGACAGGGACGACGUGUCAGUGUUGAGACGAUGAGGAAGCUCUGGAAGGCUUAUAGAGUCUACGAGGAAGGUAUGCGUGGGUUGGCAAUGGCUGGCGUGCCUGACCUCGAAACCCCACAUGGGAUUGAAGAUCGUAUGUAA
Molecule: messenger RNA, 336 nt
Organism: Aspergillus bombycis
Lineage: Eukaryota; Fungi; Ascomycota; Eurotiomycetes; Eurotiales; Aspergillaceae
Exons: 1
Coding region: 1-336 (111 amino acids)
Source: RefSeq, a predicted model, not a curated record